Messenger RNA from Orycteropus afer afer, 1132 nucleotides. Lineage: Eukaryota; Metazoa; Chordata; Mammalia; Tubulidentata; Orycteropodidae. The record is from RefSeq and is a predicted model, not a curated record.
ACAGGUGGAGCGCCCGCGCUGUGAUCCGCACUCGGCAAUGUCCGCGGAGGGUGCGGGGCCGGGGCUGGGGUCCGAACCCGGGCCCCAGUCGGGGCCGCUCUGCCCCGAACACGGCCAGCCUCUGAGUUGGUUCUGCUGCUCCGAGCGGCGGCCGGUGUGCGCCGCCUGCGCGGAGCUGGGCGGCCGCUGCCGGGGGCACCGCAUCCGCCGGGCCGAGGAACGUGCUGAGCAGCUGCGGAACAAGAUUGUGGACCAGUGUGAAAGGCUGCAGUUGCAGAGUGCUGGCAUCACCAAGUAUGUGGCUGAGGUCCUGACGGGAAAGAACCAGAGAGCAGUGAGCAUGGCCAGCGCAGCACGAGAACUGGUCAUUCAGAGGCUGAGUCUAGUACGGAGUCUGUGUGAGAGUGAGGAGCAGAGGUUGCUGGAACAGGUGCAUGGUGAAGAAGAGCGGGCCCACCAGAGUAUCCUGACACAGCGGGUGCACUGGGCCGAGGUGCUGCAGAAGCUGGACACCAUCCGCACUGGCCUGGUGGGCAUGCUCACCCAUCUGGAUGACCUCCAGCUGAUUCAGAAGGAGCAAGAGGUUUUUGAGAGGCAUGGAGGAUGUGCGUAUCAAUGAGAGGACUGUCAGCCCCUUCUUGCAAUUGUCAGAUGAUCGAAGGACCCUGACCUUCAGCACCAAGAAGUCCAAGGUCGGUGUGGAUGGCCCGGAGCGUUUUGACCACUGGCCCAACGCCCUGGCUACCACUUCCUUCCAGUCUGGGCUGCAUGCCUGGGUCGUGAAUGUCCAGAACAGUUGUGCCUACAAGGUGGGCGUGGCCUCAGGUCAGCUGCCCCGCAAGGGUUCCGGCAGUGACUCCCGUCUGGGCUACAAUGCCUUCUCCUGGGUCUUCUCCCGCUACGACCAGGAUUUCUGUUUCUCGCACAACAGGCAGCACGAGUCCCUGGGGCUGCUGCGUUGCCCAGCCCGGCUGGGCGUGCUGCUGGACUUGCAGGCACAGGAGCUGCUAUUCUACGAGCCAUCCAUGGGCACGGUGCUCCACACCCACCAUGGCCCCUUGCCUGGGCCCCUCUUCCCAGUCUUUGCAGUGGCUGACCAGACCAUUUCCAUCGUUUGCUGACCUUUAGCCAC